Molecule: messenger RNA, 3111 nt
Organism: Oryctolagus cuniculus (rabbit)
Lineage: Eukaryota; Metazoa; Chordata; Mammalia; Lagomorpha; Leporidae
Source: RefSeq, a predicted model, not a curated record
ACGCUGAUCAGAAGGCAGGAGCCAGAUGUCAGUUCCUGGAUUUACCCUUGGUGUCUUCAUAUUUUUGUUGCGCAUCAUUUCUGUGGCUAAUUAUCCCAAUGGGAAAGUAACACAGUCCUGUGGCAGAAUGAUUCCUGAACAUGGUCACAGCCCACAGUCGGAGGUCGCUCACCGCAUUUCAGUGAGUCAGCAGACGUUCAGGCCGGGAGAUCAGAUCGAAGUUACUUUGUCAGGACAGCCAUUUAAAGGCUUCCUCUUGGAAGCUCGUGACGCUGAGAAUUUGAAUGGCUUUCCUGUUGGCUCUUUCUCAUUGAUUGACAGUCGAGUAUCACAACUUCUGAAUUGUGAAGACAUACAGGGAUCAGCUGUGAGUCAUACAAGUUCAUCCAAAAAAACAGAGAUUAAAGUGUAUUGGAGUGCUCCAAGCAGUGCCCCAAAUCAUGUACAGUUUCUAGCAACAGUUGUUGAGAAGUAUAAAAUCUACUGGGUGAAGAUGCCUGGUCCUAUAAUUUCCCAACCAAAUGCACUUCCAUUUACGACACCUAAAGCUACAGCAGCAUCUUUGUCAACGUUACCUCCGGUUUCCCAUUUGAACAAAUCCUUCAGUGCCUCAGAAUGUGGGGACAAGAAGUUCUGUAUUAGGAGCCCUUUCAACUGUGACCCUGAGAAGGAUCGUGCUUGCUUCUUCUUAUCCUUCACAAGAGAUGACUCGUCGGUGAUAGUUGAAAUGAGCGGUCCCAGUACAGGAUAUUUAUCCUUUGCAUUUUCUCAUGACCGAUGGAUGGGUGAUGAUGAUGCUUAUAUAUGUAUUCAUGAAGAUCAGAUGGUGCAUAUACAGCCUUCCCAUUUGACCGGGCGAAGUCACCCUGUGAUUGACUCCAAGGCUGUUCUUGAGGAUGUAUCUUGGAGGUUGGAAGAUGGUAUUAUGCAGUGUUCUUUUAGAAGAAACAUCACCUUACCUGGGGUGGAGAAUAGGUUUGAUCUAAACACAAGCUACUACAUAUUUCUAGCAGAUGGUGUAGCUAAAGAUGGUCGAAUUUAUAGGCACUCCCAGCAACCUUUAAUUACAUAUGAAAAGUAUGAUGUGACUGACUAUCCAAAAGAUGUAGGAGGGACCCGUUCUUCACUACUUCUGAAGGUUCAUGGUGCCUUAAUGUUUGUGGCAUGGAUGACUACUGUUAGCAUAGGAGUACUGGUUGCUCGGUUCUUCAGACCUGUUUGGUCAAAAGCUUUCUUCUUUGGCGAAGCAGUUUGGUUUCAGGUGCAUCGGAUGCUCAUGGUCACUACAUCUGUGCUCACCUGCAUUGCUUUUGUUAUGCCUUUUGUAUACAGAGGAGGCUGGAGUUGGCAUGCAGGUUACCACCCGUACCUUGGUUGUGUUGUGAUGACCUUAGCAGUUCUUCAGCCACUUCUGGCAGCCUUCAGGCCACCUUUACAUGACCCAAGAAGGAAAAUGUUUAACUGGACUCAUUGGGGUAUGGGAACAGCUGCGAGAAUAAUAGCAGAUGCAUUAGUAAUUGGAGUAAUUGGUUGUUGAGGAGAAAUCAUCCUUAAACAUUGAACUCCAGAAAGUAAUUUCUAGAGGUAACUAUUUAAGUCAUUAUUUCAGCUUUAAAGUUAAAGUUAAAAAAAAGACUUUAAAACUCUCCUUUGAAGACUUUUUAAAGCAUUUUCCUUUGCCAGCAGAAUAACAUACUGAUGACCAAACAUUUGAGCAGCUUAAGUUGAUGUUCAUUUGUGGGGUGGGCUGAGGUGGGGCUGUUGGGUGUAAGACUUCUGUAUUAAUCAGCUUUUUGUCUCUAUAACAAAAUACCUUAGAAAAGUACUUUUGAAGGAGGGAGACUUAUUUUGACACAGAGUUUUAAAGUUGUACAGUUCAAGAUCAGGUGGACUACAUUGGUUUGGCUGUCUGGUGGGCCUGGAAGUUGCCAGUGACAGAAUGUAUGCAGGGAAGGGAUCAUGUGGCAAACUAGGAAGCAGAAUGAGAGGCUGGGCCCAACUCAGGCUUCUAUAAUAAACUGUCACCAUACUGCUUCCCAAGGGCAUGCCCCCAGUGACCUAAGUCUCCUCCACCAGGCCCACCUCUUAACUGGAUUAGGCCCAUGCCAUAACUGGCUCUAAGUUUCCCAUCCUCUAAGUGCAUUAACGUAAGAUUUUGAGGUUUUAACUUUAAAUAUCUACAUGCAUUUGGGAGCCAAAUCCUACUAGAACCAUCAUACUCCCCAUCUCCAGGCUCAUUUAAUGGGACGGAUACUCUCCAGGGUAGAGUGGUUUUCAAAAGACAAGUAUGAUUGAUUAUCUGGUAUGUUUUCUUGCCUUACAGAUUUAUAAUAAAUACCUAACCAGGUACCUCCUGUGGUCCUAGCAUGUCUGUAGUCUAUGGAUGCUCUGUGGAAGAUGGAAUACAAUUAGCAAUGGUUUUCAUGGUUCUCUCUCAUCCUACAUUAUAUAUUUAAAACUUUCUGGAAAGUUUGCCUGUUUUCUUUUCUCUCUUUCUCUUUUUUUCUUUUCCCUUUCUUCCCUCCCCCCCCCCUUUUCCUCCCUCCCUCUUUCCUUCCCUCCUUCCUUCCUUCUUUAUUUCUGAUUUAUUUAUUUAUUUGAAAUUCAGUGUUACAGAGAGAGAAGGAGAGACAGACAGAGAGAGAGAGCGCAAUCUUCCAUCUCCUGGUUCACUCUCCAAAUGGUUGCAAUGGCUGGGGCUGGGAGCCAGGGGCUUCCUCCACAUUUCCCAUGUGAGUGUAGGGGCUCAAGGACUUGGGCCAUUCUCUGCUGCUUUUACAGGCACAUCAGCAGGGAGCUGUGCCAGAAGUGGAGCUGCCAGGACAUGAACUGGUACCCAUAUGUGUUGCUGGUGCUGCAGAUGAUGGCUCAACCCACUAUGCCACAGCACCAGCCCCCGCCUGUUUUCUUAACAAUUGGUAGUUCAUAGUUAUAGUUACCAUCUUAUUCUACCUAGUCUUACAAUAAAAAAGGACUAAAUUGACUACUUCUACUUAAAUAUUCAUCUUAUUCAUCUCACAAAUUCUUUCAGUAUGUUUUACUUAAUAGAAUACAUAUAUGCAAGUAUCAACAUACAAUUACUACAUUUGAAUAUAAUCUUUUUUCUUUUAC